This is a messenger RNA of Chrysochloris asiatica (Cape golden mole), 2358 nucleotides long. RefSeq names its product chromosome unknown open reading frame, human C14orf37 (gene ARMH4). Lineage: Eukaryota; Metazoa; Chordata; Mammalia; Afrosoricida; Chrysochloridae. The record is from RefSeq and is a predicted model, not a curated record.
UGGAACUGUCAACUCUGCCAAUCUAUGACGUAUUUCUCUUCCGCUAUGAGCAGACCAAUUAUAUUAUACAUUUGUCUGGCUUUCUGUAGCCUCCUGGUUCUCAAUUUCCACCCACAAUGUCUAGCCUUCCCCAAGAUGGAAAGGAGGGAGAUAGCACAUAUUCAUGCAGAAAGAAGGCAGUCUGAUGAGAGGACAGGAAUAAAAGACCUAGAAAAUAAGUCCAGAACUUCUGGUCAAAUGCCUCAGUUGGUGGUCUCUGAAGAUUCAGUGUCAGUGUCAGAAGACCCCUCAGGAACAUCACUAAAUGAAGUGUCCCCUGUUACUGAAGGAACCCAUGCUGCAGGAGGCAGGCUCACAGAGCCUAUUGGCCCUGGUGAUUACAUUCCUACCAAGUCAGUGGUCCCCACAAGUGAGGAGGAACUGUUUGGUCCCAGCCAGCCAGAGAGAACAUCCCCUGAAAGCUGUCUUUCUAAGGCCAGGUUAGCCACUGCAGUUGCUGUAACUGCUCCUCUCAACACUGAGGAGAAGGAAGACCACUUUAGCAGUACCAACAUUCUGCCCACUGUAGAAGUGACCACAGAAGCAACACAAGGUUUUCUGAAGCAUUUGGAUGGUCUAUUAUUUGCAUCUGAAAGUCAGGAAGAAGUUAGUGUGGGCUACUCAACUUCAUCCCAUGUAAAUACUAAAGAAACACUAACCACCAAUCUGAGGAUUAAAAACUUUGAAGCAGCCACAGAGCAUAGGGCAACCUCUCUUCCGGGUUCUGAACCCACAGCCAGCACUGAGCCUGAAAACCUGACACCUGAUCGAGAGAAAUCUCCACAGACAACAGCUGAUAAAACCCAUGCUACUGCCACCAAGCACUUGGUUGCAGCCUCUGAGGUUGCUUUCAGUGUUGAGCCAGAAACUGACAGCCUCCCUGGAUUCCCUGGCCUCACAGCCAGCAUCAGCACAGCUGUUCCAACUGCCUCUGUGUUAAGUGAUGAAUGGGACGACACCAAAUUAGAGCGUGUAAGCCAGAUAAGGACCCCAAACCAUGGAGACAACACAGAGACUCAGAUGAGAAUGGAAACAUUUCAGACAGUUCAAGUCACCCCUGACAGUAUGGAAGGGGUUGAGCCUUUGACAGGGGCUGCAGAUAUGACCUGGGGCCUGCCUGAAGGUGAAGCACACACUGGGACGCCCCUGCUAAUAGCACCAGGAGCUGAGAGAUCAGCUGCCUUGAUGGAUCAGAGUUCCUUUACUCCCACAAGUCCCAUGGAAGAUGUGAAAGUUUCGGUUGUAAAUCUCGUCCAGAAUACAGCAGGCUUCGUGGAGUCUACCACAGAAAAGGAUGCUGUGUUUUCCUUACAGACAACUGUUUCCAUCUCAGGAUAUGAAUCUGAUGCAUAUCAACCACUGGAAAACACAUUUAAAGACAUUACCACUCAAGAGAUGACAACAGCUGUUCAAGAAGCAGAAGCCACUUUAUCAUUGGUGACACAGGAACAGAUUUCGGUCCUGGAGGUUACCAGAGGAAAUGGUGAGACUGAGGAAGGAUCAGAGUCUCCCUCAUCCAUGUCAGGUGUGCCUGGUGUUACUCAGCUAUUAAGAAGAUCGGAACCUCUGGCAUCAUCUACAACCCUACCUUUGUCUUUGGAAGUUACGCCCACUGUGCAAGAACUAAUGGACACAGUCACGGGCCCAAAUGGGGAGUUGCUCACGCCAGUGUUGGGCUUUCCAGUGACCCUCCCCGGCAUAAUGGAGGAGAUGGCCAGCAUUUCCCUAGUACUUCCUGCUUCUGAGGUGUCCUCUGAGAGAAGAACCAUUGUUCCAUCUGUUAGUCGUGUUAGUACAGCUGCCACAUAUGGCCUGGACCAGCUUGAAUCUGAAGAGGGAGAAGAAGAUGAGGAUGAAGAGGAUGAAGAUGAAGAAGAGGAAGAUGAGGAGGAAGAUGAGGAAGAUAAGGAUACAGACUCACUUGAUGAGAGCUUGGACAGUGAUACUGAGCUGCCUGGGUUUACCCUCCCUGGCAUCACCUCCCAGGAACCUGGUUUAGAGCAGAGAAACCUGGGCACCUUGGGAGGAGCCACCUACCAGGUGCCAGAUGCCAUCGAGUGGGAACAGCAGAAUCAGGGCCUGGUGAGAAGCUGGAUGGCAAAACUGAAAGACAAGGCUGGCUACUUGUCUGGGAUGCUGGUACCCGUAGGGGUUGGGAUUGCUGGAGCCUUGUUCAUCUUGGGAGCACUCUAUAGCAUUAAGGUUAUGAAUCGCCGAAGAAGAAAUGGCUUCAAAAGGCAUAAAAGAAAGCAGAGAGAAUUCAACAGCAUGCAAGAUCGAGUGAUGCUCUUAGCCGACAGCUCUGAAGAUGAGUUUUGA